This is a messenger RNA of Nicrophorus vespilloides, 1810 nucleotides long. RefSeq lists its product as uncharacterized. Gene Ontology annotation, biological process: signal transduction. Bases 129 to 1736 code for a protein of 535 amino acids. Lineage: Eukaryota; Metazoa; Arthropoda; Insecta; Coleoptera; Silphidae. The record is from RefSeq and is a predicted model, not a curated record. The transcript is spliced from 5 exons.
UAUGUCAGUCAUACGACCAACAAUGCCGAGGUUUUCGCAGCCGGAUGUUUUCUGCUGCUUCUCGAUAGUCGCUUCCAACUAGACUAAUUACGAUUUGUAAUCGUGCACAGAAACAUAUCGCAGGAAGGAUGUGGAAAUGCCACAAGUGCGGAAAACCCGUCUACUUCGCUGAGAGGAAGCAGUCCCUUGGCUAUGACUGGCAUCCAGAGUGUUUGAGAUGCGAGGAAUGUGGAAAGAGGCUGAACCCUGGUCAGCAUUUGGAGCAUAAAGGAGUGCCUUACUGUCAUGUCCCUUGCUAUGGGGCUCUUUUUGGGCCACAGUUAUUUGGCCAUGGAACCAGGGUGGAAUCACACAAGAGCUUUGGACAACAGAAGGAUUCCCCCAAGUCAGGGCCUACUAUACCACAAGCAAUUAUUGAGACCAAAUUGAAGCAAUACAAUCAAUUUUAUGAUGGUAAAAGUGGAGAAAUUCGCAGCAGACAUGUGAAUGGCAGGUUGAUUUUGGAGGGGUCCCUUAGAAUACAUUGGGGUGUACAUGGAAUGAUCCAUUUGAAAGAGAAUGUUGACCAAAGGACUGUGGUAACUGUGAGGAAGAGAAAUUCGUACCGUCAAAGCUCUGAUUUGGAUUCGGAUGAUGAUACAUUGGAUAUAACGACUGAUUCGAGUUGCAAUGAUAUAUCCAUCUGCUCUUCCACGGAGACUUUGAGUCCUGACGACAGAACCGAUACAGGAAUUGAAUCGGGCACUGAUACCUCAGAAACUAUAGAUAUGCUUCCAAAGAGUUUAACGCUUCCGAACAAAUUGGACGUGAAGAACGUCGAAUGGGAUGAGUUGGAUGAGCUGUUGCAGGUGGAGAAGAAGGUCGUCGAUGGAGAGAAAUUGUACCAGACUAUGCCUACAUCAUUACCAUCACAGACUAGUGUCGAUAGUAACACCUCGACAUAUUCUGAUGAGUCAACUGAGAAAGUCGGAAACGGUGAUUUUAAUUACGAGAUGUUGACCAAUACGACAACCAUGACAAAGACAUCGAGGGACGAUAGUUGGAUCGAUUCGACUUGCUGCAAUCACUUGAAUCGAUCAAUGUCGGGGCCGGAUUGUUUGGAGCAUGUCAGAUCGAAGUCGAAAUCGCCAGAGUUCGACAGGACUUCCAUGACGAGUUCAAUUGCAGACGUGGCCAGCGAGGCGGCAGUUUUGCGUAGGAAGACCGGUUCGACGGCGAUCAAACGUAGGCCAGGAAAGAGGUUGUCAAGAUCGAAGAUCAAGCGGAGAUGUUCGAUCAAUGGACACUUCUAUGAUCGCGAAACGAGCUUCUUUACGCCUCCUCAUGGAAGUCAGAUGAGCGUUUGGGUGUCCUCUCUUGUCAACACCCACGAGGUGAUUAACCUAAUGCUGGAGAAGUACAAGGUUGAUAGCAUUGGCAGCAAUUUCGCUCUCUUCGCUGUUAGAGAUAACGGAGAGCAACGAAGAUUGAAGGACGACGAAUAUCCGUUGGUGUCUAGAAUCCUUCUGGGACCGCACGAGGAUGUGGUCAGAUUGUUUUUAAUGGACAGCGACAAUACUCCGGAGGUGAGCAACGAGGUGGCGCAGUUUCUGAAUUUCAGUGUUGCUGAGUGCAGAGGUAUCUUGAGCCAAUACCAGAGGCAAGAGGAGAUGGAGGUGGACAGAAUCAAAAAUAAGUACGCGGAAAUGAGAAAGAGGAUAAAGCAACGAAUGAACGACCUCAAAGUCAGAUUGUAGACGUGCUAAACAUCACAAAUAUCCUUGUAUCCCUCUCUAUCUUUCUAAUUUAUAUUCGUAUUCGUUUUUUUUUU